GCUGCGCUGGCCAUGUCUUCCAAUACGGCAGCUGGCUCGGAACAUUCUUCCCAACCACCAUGUCCGAAGUCGUCUGUGCACUCACCGCCGCCGCAAGACGAAGAAGCGGGCUCUGCUUUGGCUGCAUUGUCCCCUUCGCCAGCGACGGUUGCACAUCCCACCGGUGGACCCAUAAUCGCAGUAGACCUGGACGACGUUCUGUGUCAGACUAACGCAUAUAUAGCAGAUUGGCACAACAGGAACUACGGCUCGAAAAUGAGUCUUGAUGACUUCCAUUACUAUCAUUACUGGAAGAACCCAUACUGGGGCACGCCGGACGAAACAAACGAGAAGGUCAAGAAGUUCUACGAAGGUGGGGAGAUACUGAAAGCGGAACCCGUCCCCGGGGCGUUAGAAGGCGUUACGAAUCUGAGGGAAUUGGGGUACCGACUCAUCAUCGUAACGGCGCGCAUGAGGAAGCUCCUGGAGACCAGCUGGAAAUGGCUGGAGGAGCAUUUCCCCGGCGUUUUUGAGAGUGUCAUCUGUAUCGGCCAGUUCGAAGAGAUUUCAGAAGAUGAAGGGCACGAGAUUGUGACCAAGCUCACUAAAGCAGAGGUCUGCCGCAGUCUUCCUGCAACUCUCCUAAUCGACGAUUCCCUCGACAACGCCCUCUCCCCGCAACAGCCACAUACCCACAAGCCGAUCCCGGUCCUGCUCUUCGGCACGUAUCCUUGGAACGUGCGCCCUUCGAACGUCUCCUCGCCUCGCGACUAUCUGUCGUAUGACCAGCGAACGGAACAGGAAGGCAACCGGGAGUGGUGGCAUGACGAGGAUGCGAAUCUAGACGAGAUCAACCGGAAGUGGGAGCGGGAUGGUGGAGGCAAGAUCUGGAGAGUGAGGGAUUGGGGUGAGGUCGUAAAGUGGGUGCAGGAGAAUAGACCGUGA
Messenger RNA from Gloeophyllum trabeum ATCC 11539, 924 nucleotides. RefSeq lists its product as uncharacterized. Gene Ontology annotation, molecular function: 5'-nucleotidase activity. NCBI's taxonomy places the organism in Eukaryota, Fungi, Basidiomycota, Agaricomycetes, Gloeophyllales, Gloeophyllaceae. The coding region runs from base 13 to 924 and encodes 303 amino acids. Gene Ontology annotation, biological process: deoxyribonucleotide catabolic process. The transcript is spliced from 7 exons. The record is from RefSeq and is a predicted model, not a curated record.